Triticum turgidum subsp. durum (durum wheat) is the source of this 729-nucleotide messenger RNA. Lineage: Eukaryota; Viridiplantae; Streptophyta; Magnoliopsida; Poales; Poaceae. The record is from the annotation of a GenBank genome assembly.
AUGGUUUCUUUGACAUGGAAUGACUGCCUACGGAUCGCAUCAGAAGCAGCGGGUGCUCUAUGUUAUCUCCACUCUGCAGCCUCAAUAUCAAUAUUUCAUCGUGAUGUGAAGUCCUCUAAUAUACUCCUAGACACAAACAAUGCAGCAAAAGUUUCGGAUUUCGGUGCUUCAAGAAUUGUCCCCAUUGAUCAAACUCAUGUUGCUACAAAUGUUCAGGGCACAUUCGGUUAUUUAGAUCCAGAAUACUACCAGACUGGGCAGCUAAAUGAGAAGAGUGAUGUUUACAGUUUUGGUGUGGUACUCCUAGAACUUCUUAUCAGGAAAAAACCUGUUUUUACAGCUGAGUCGGGAAUGGCCGAGAGCUUGUGUAACUACUUCCUCUUGAAGAUCAGGUCGAGGCAACCCAAAGAAAUAGUGGCGGCACAAGUUCUUGAAGAAGCGAACGAGGAGGAGAUCAACGGGGUUGCUUCUCUUGCGGAAAAGUGCUUGAGGCUAAAAGGUGAGGAAAGGCCUACAAUGAAGGAAGUCGAGACAACAUUGCAGCAAUUACGAAUGAAUCGUACAAAUUCAUCCCAAGUUGAUCCAGCCGUUGAGUAUGAGAUGCAAGGCCACCAGUCCAUGGCCAUGAACCUAGCCGGGAGAACUUAUCAUGUAACAUCUCACAACAGCCAAAACGCAUGCUAUAGCUUGGAGCAGGAGUUCCUCGCAUCCGCUAGCCUGCCCCGCUAG